Messenger RNA from Tupaia belangeri chinensis (Chinese tree shrew), 2582 nucleotides. RefSeq names its product testis expressed 55 (gene TEX55). The coding region runs from base 38 to 1585 and encodes 515 amino acids. Gene Ontology annotation, cellular component: nucleus. The transcript is spliced from 4 exons. Lineage: Eukaryota; Metazoa; Chordata; Mammalia; Scandentia; Tupaiidae. The record is from RefSeq and is a predicted model, not a curated record.
GCCUGGCAACCAAGACCACCCAGGGACGUGGCAGAAAAUGGAAAAGCCUCCAGAAGAGGCUCCUGCGGAAUCCAAAUCCUUAGAACAUGAAAGCUCAGCCGCGCCCGCACCUGCUGGCCACACUAAUGGCCAGGAAGUAGAUAACCAGGCCGAAGCGGAAGUAGAUGACCAAACUGAUCCCAGAAUAGCUGGCCAGACUGCCCACAGUGCGUCUGGCCAGGCGGAAUCCUACAUAUUGGACAAAGUACCUGAGAACAUCGGGCACAGAACGUCUGGUCAGGCUGACCACAGAGGCUCUGAGCAGAUUGACCAAACAUCCUUUCAACAGAAUGAUGGCCAGGCAUCUGAUCAAACUGGUAACCUGGACAAUGAAGCAGCUGAAGACCUGGUACCUUACCUGACUAACCAAAGAUCUUCUGAACCAAGGUGGCCUAACCUGACUGAAAGAAGAACCUCUGAGCAAACUGACCGGAGACUGUCCAGCCACGCUGAGAGAAGAUCUUCCCAACAGACUGAACACAGAUUAUCCAACCAGGCUGAGAGAACUUCUGAGCAGAUUGACCGGAGACUGUCUGGCCAGCCUGAAAGACGAACUUCCCAACCGACUGACCGCAGACAGUCGGGCUCAACUGACAGAAGAACUUCCCAACCAAUUGACAGAAGACUGUCCACCCCAUCUGAGAGAAGAACCUCCCAACAGAUAGAACGCAGACUGUCCAGCCAGGCUGAGAGGAGAGCUUCCCAGCAGAUUGAGGAAAGAUUGUCUGUCCUGGCUGAGAGAAGAGCUUCCCAGCAGACUGACCAUAGACUAUCUAGCCUAGCUGACCAAGGAACUUCUGAACAGACUGACCACAUAUUGUCUGACCGCUUUGAUCACAGGGCAUCUCUAAAGACGAAUCAGCAACUGUAUGAUCAAGCUCCUGAGCUAGCUAAACCCCAGGCCAAUGGCUCUGCUGCUCCGUAUACAAUGGAUAAGACUGACUACCAUGCUGACUACAAAGAAGACCUGUCUUACCACGGAACACUUGACCAGUCUGAGGACAGACUGUUUCCCCAGUUUGGUCCCAUCAGAGAGGACCAAGAGGCUGGCUACAGAAUACAACCCUGCAAAUUUGAGGAUAGCCAAACAGAGCUUGGUCCCAAGCUUUCAGGUGCUUUAGAAACAGAAACUGAAGGUACAGCUAUUUUCCAAACCUACAACCUAGUCGAUGCAAAGUUCACCAGUAAUUUCCAAGCAAAAGACCAAGCCUCUGCCCCAAGAUUCCCCUCCAUCUCGCACAAAGUGGACUGUAUCCCCAGUCAAGAAAAAGUUCAAGCUGUGGAAACCAAUCCUAAUGAUACUUCAGCUUCAGGAUCUGAGCAAGAAAAGAAUUCUCAAACAUACAGUCAAACCUACAAAAGGAGGUUCCCUCCAAUAGUGUAUGAAGAUCCUUAUCAAGUGUCACUCCGAUACAUGGAGAAACACCAUAUUAUGCAAAUAUUCCAGCAGAUCACUGAAAGUUUAGUCUAUGAAAAGCCAGAGGACCCCCUGAAUUUUAUGCUGAGCCAGGUACAGAACAUGAUGAAAAACAGAGACAAAAUGUGAAACCUACGAAGAACAAAUCUCUCUUCAAUGCUGUUAACAGUCAUCAGUGUCUCCCCCUCCAGUAACAUGUAGCCGUGGGUUUGUCAUAGGUGGCCUUUAUUGUGUUAAAAAAAUGUACCUUCUAAGCCUGUUUGUCACCUUCGGUGUCAAUACUAUGUUCUAUUUCCCACUCUGAAAAAUAGAUUAGGUGUUGAAUAGGUUUUGGUGGUGACUCUAUCUAAAUGUGUUCUUAAUUUUUAAGUAAAUACCUGCAGUCUAUAUUUGUAAAGUUCACAUCAGGGUUAUAGAUAUCUCUGGCUAAUCAUACAAAAAUAUACACGUUAUACUUAUCCAUGCAUUGAUAUUUCAAUACUUGUUCCCCUAAAACCCUCAACAAUAAGUUCUCGAAUUCCCAAGAUAGUACUUCUCAUAAAGCAUACAAAUCUGUCAUGUCUUCAAGCGGUUUACACAAUUUUCAUUCAGAAAAAUGUGUGGAAAAUCAUUUAUAACAGCACUUUUUCUCUCUUAAUGGAAGAUUGUUAUUGUAAUAUCUCUUUUGUAUCUCUUAAUUCCUUCAACAUGUUCUUACUCUCUUUCCUCUUUAACCCAGUCUGUUAUGGCUGCCAUUAGUGGAUAUGAGUCAACCUUUUCCUAGAAAUAGCUCACUCCUGAUAUUUAACCUAAAACAAAUGUUAUACAACUCUGUGCACACCUGUGAGUGAGGCAGACUGUCACUUCUUCAUUUCGUUUAUCCCUUGAAGAAUAACUACAUGAUACACAAUGUGUAACCAAUUUGAUUGGGAUUUGACAGCAAAAGGCUUUAGAUUUAACUCAGUUCAUCUGAUAUUUGAUCUGCCCAGAAAUCAUAUCUGAUAUGAUCAUCUGAUACUAUUUUUGUGAGCUGAGCCUUUUGUUUAAUAUCUGUUGAGCAUCAAGGCAGGCUUGAUUAUUUGUUAUUUAACUGGUGACUUGGUGUUUUAAUGUGGUCGUCUGUCAGUGAAUUAAGCUUCAUUUCUAU